ACUGAAAAAAUUAAUCAAAUUCCCAAAACUUCCUCUGAACCAUAGAAAUUUUAUCCCAACUUCAACCUGACAUCUCAUGGCAUUUUCUCUAUCAUCCACCUCCACAUUUCCAUGCCAGAAACUUCACUGCUCAGUCUUUCAAUUCACCAACUCUAAUUCCAAGAAUCUAAGCUUCAAAAGCAACCCCAUUACCAAAUGUGAAUCCAAAGAAUCAACAUCAUCAUCAGAGACAAGUCUGUCUGCAAAAAUAAGAAAACUUGAGAUAGGGACUCCAGUAAUAGUUACUGAAUCUCCACAAAUGAUCAAAACUGCUGCUUCUGUGCCAUGCCUGAGAGUUAAUUCUGGGUUAGUGAAGGCUGGUGAUGUGGGAAGAAUUGUGUCGAGAAAGCCUAAGGAUGUAUGGGCAGUUCGUCUCAGCAUUGGAACCUAUCUCAUAGAUGCCAAAUAUUUCAAGCCCUUGGAGCUUCAUGAAUGAAUUAAUUAUGAUUGCAAGGUUCUAUUCCUUUUCGAUUCUGGGAUUCAACCUUCUUUUGCUACUCUCUCAUGCAUGUUAUGUUAAUUUUUUUUAAGGUCAUUUUCUAAUUAUGAUUUACCAUGAACUUUAGAAUCCUUCUUUAAAUUUUGAAAAAAAAAAAAUCCAUUACUUUGUACA
Manihot esculenta (cassava) is the source of this 652-nucleotide messenger RNA. RefSeq lists its product as uncharacterized. Gene Ontology annotation, biological process: NADH dehydrogenase complex (plastoquinone) assembly. The transcript is spliced from 2 exons. NCBI's taxonomy places the organism in Eukaryota, Viridiplantae, Streptophyta, Magnoliopsida, Malpighiales, Euphorbiaceae. The record is from RefSeq and is a predicted model, not a curated record. The coding region runs from base 77 to 475 and encodes 132 amino acids.